This is a messenger RNA of Haemonchus placei, 897 nucleotides long. NCBI's taxonomy places the organism in Eukaryota, Metazoa, Nematoda, Chromadorea, Rhabditida, Trichostrongylidae. The record is from the annotation of a GenBank genome assembly.
AUGAGAAGCAUCUACUUGACAGCACUCCUCGUCUCGGCUCACUGCCAUUACGCUUCCGCUGGAGGUGGCGGAGGUUAUUCUGGCGGCGGAGGUUAUUCUGGUGGAGGCGGUUACGCCGGUGGUGGAGGUGGUGGCGGCAGCUAUGCACCUGCACCCAGCUACGGCGGAGGAAUGGGAGGAGGAAGCUAUAGUGGCGGCGGAGGAAGCUACAGCGGAGGCGGAGGAAGCUACAGUGGUGGCGGAGGAAGCUACAGCGGCGGCGGAGGAAGCUACGGCGGAGGAAUGAGUAAAGGAAGCUACAGCGGAGGAGGAGGAGGAAGCUACAGCGGCGGUGGAGGAGGAAGCUACAGCGGCGGUGGAGGAAGUUACAGCGGCGGAGGAGGAAGCUAUGGCGGAGGAAUGGGAGGAGGAAGCUACAGUGGAGGAGGAGGAAGCUACGGCGGAGGAAUGGGAGGAGGCGGAGGAAGCUACAGCACAGGAGGAGGAAGCUACAGCGGCGGAGGAGGAAGCUACAGUGGAGGAGGAGGAAGCUACGGCGGAGGAAUGGGAGGAGGUGGAGGAAGCUACAGCGGAGGUGGAGGAAGCUACAGUGGAGGAGGCGGUAAAGGAGGUUAUGCGACUGCACCAUCUUACCAAGCUCCAGUAGCACCACCUAUGCCAGCUGCACCACCACCAAUGAUGCCACAAUCGUACAGCCCACCAGCACCAGCACCAGCUCCAGCUCCAUAUAGCCCACCGGAGCCGGCACCUGCCCCAGCUCCAGCUCCUAUGCCUUACAGUCCUCCUGCCGCACCAGCAGGUCCACCAGCAUCAUACUCUGAAAAGUCAGGAGGAUACAGGCAACGAGUGCACAAGCAAAGGGCGGUGGUGAAAAAGAUGGCCCGAAACAAGGCCUAA